Messenger RNA from Arabidopsis thaliana (thale cress), 645 nucleotides. RefSeq names its product F-box family protein. The transcript has 2 exons. NCBI's taxonomy places the organism in Eukaryota, Viridiplantae, Streptophyta, Magnoliopsida, Brassicales, Brassicaceae. The record is from RefSeq and is marked reviewed. Bases 1 to 645 code for a protein of 214 amino acids.
AUGAUGAGAAGACGCAACAAAAAGACCAAAACCGUGAUCAGCAAUCCAGAAACGUUGGAAGAGAGAAACAAGUUUGAUGAAAUCCCUCAUGACCUAGUGAUCGAGAUUCUUGGGAGAUUGCCUGCCAAAUCUGUAGCUAGGUUUCUCACAGUAUCCAAGUUAUGGGCAACUAGUAUCCGCAGUCUAGAUUUCAUCAAAUCUUACCCGCUUGGAUCUUCGUCGAAGCCUCGUACCUUAGUUGCUUCUAAGCAAGUCGUGGCUAACCCUAGCACAGGUCGAACCAUACCUUUACCAAGAGUCAAAACCAGGAGAACGAUAGCAACAAGUUUUUUCGGGUAUGAUUCUGUUAGUGAUCAAUACAAAGUGUUGUGUAUGACGGUAAAAGCGUAUGGUGAUCUGAGGGAUGAGUCAUCUCAACAUCAAGUAUUCACAUUGGGAGCUAAAAAGAAAUCAUUCAGAAUGAUAGAUACUAGUAUUAUUCCUCACCGUCCUUGCUCUAACGGUGUGUGCAUAGAUAGUGUUGUGUAUUAUGUUGCUAAAACGGGGGCGGGAAUGUUGCAUCUAUGCAUAAUGAGAUUUGACUUGAGUUCUGAAAUAUUGGAUCUUUUUACUAGUUUGCCUCAAGAGAUUCGACCUCCAAGUUGA